Pogona vitticeps (central bearded dragon) is the source of this 2093-nucleotide messenger RNA. RefSeq names its product 5-aminoimidazole-4-carboxamide ribonucleotide formyltransferase/IMP cyclohydrolase (gene ATIC). Gene Ontology annotation, cellular component: cytosol. Gene Ontology annotation, molecular function: phosphoribosylaminoimidazolecarboxamide formyltransferase activity; IMP cyclohydrolase activity. Gene Ontology annotation, biological process: 'de novo' IMP biosynthetic process. NCBI's taxonomy places the organism in Eukaryota, Metazoa, Chordata, Lepidosauria, Squamata, Agamidae. The record is from RefSeq and is a predicted model, not a curated record.
CCCGGGGCGAAGGCUUUCUCUCUCCCUCCCGGGUCGCCAGAGCCGCUGCUGCCAGCCACUUUCGCCAGAGCAGCCGCCAGCAUGGCCACCACACCUGGGCAGCAGCUUGCUUUAUUCAGUGUCUCAGACAAGACCGGCCUGGUGGAAUUUGCAAAAUGUCUCAGUUCUUUGCAUUUGGCCCUAGUUGCUUCUGGAGGAACAGCAAAAGCCCUUCGAGAUGCAGGUCUGAACGUCAGAGAUGUUUCUGAUCUUACUGGCUUUCCAGAAAUGUUGGGAGGGCGUGUGAAGACCCUUCAUCCUGCAGUACAUGCAGGUAUACUGGCUCGUGAUACGCCACAAGAUAAAGCUGACAUGGAUAAAUUGGAUUUCAGCCUUGUAAGAGUUGUGGUCUGCAACCUCUACCCCUUUGUCAAGACUGUAGCAUCCCCGAAUGUGACGGUUCAAGAAGCAGUUGAGCAGAUUGACAUAGGAGGUGUCGCCUUACUGAGAGCUGCCGCCAAGAACCAUGCUCGUGUCACCGUCCUCUGUGAUCCCGGGGACUACAACACUGUAGCAAAGGAAAUGAAAGCCUCCAGUGACAGAGGUACCACCUUGGAAACGCGACAGCAGUUGGCGCUGAAGGCGUUCACUCACACAGCUCAGUACGACACAGCCAUUUCUGAUUACUUCAGGAAGGAGUACAGCCAAGGAGUGUCCCAGCUUCCGCUCAGGUAUGGCAUGAAUCCGCACCAGACUCCCGCUCAGCUCUACACUUUGAGGCCUAAACUUCCUCUGUCAGUUCUGAAUGGCUCCCCGGGGUUUAUCAACCUGUGUGAUGCUCUGAAUGCCUGGCAGUUGGUCAAGGAGCUCAAGCAGGCUUUGGGCAUGCCAGCUGCAGCCUCCUUUAAACAUGUCAGCCCAGCAGGUGCAGCUGUUGGAGUGCCCCUCACUGGAGAAGAAGCUCAAGUCUGUAUGGUGCAUGACAUGCAGUCCACCCUGACGCCCUUGGCAGCUGCUUAUGCACGUGCAAGAGGUGCCGAUAGAAUGUCAUCUUUUGGUGACUUCAUUGCUCUCUCCGAUAUCUGUGAUGUCCCUACAGCAAAGAUCAUUUCCAGAGAGGUAUCUGAUGGUGUUGUGGCUCCAGGGUAUAAUGAAGAAGCCCUCAAAAUUUUAUCGAAAAAGAAAAAUGGAAGCUACUGUGUGCUCCAGAUGGACCCAUCUUAUGAGCCAGAUGAGACUGAAAUCCGCACUCUCUUCGGAUUGCAUCUGAUGCAGAAGAGGAAUGAUGGUGUGAUUGACCGGUCCCUGUUCAAGAACAUUGUUACUAAAAAUAAAAAUCUUCCUGAGCCAGCUAUCCGAGAUCUGAUUGUGGCCACUAUUGCUGUCAAGUAUACUCAGUCUAAUUCUGUUUGCUAUGCCAAGAAUGGACAGGUCGUAGGCAUCGGUGCAGGGCAGCAGUCCCGGAUCCAUUGUACACGCCUGGCCGGGGACAAAGCAAACAACUGGUGGCUCCGGCAUCACCCACAAGUGCUUGCCAUGAAGUUCAAAGCUGGGGUGAAAAGAGCUGAGAUAUCCAACGCUAUUGAUCAGUAUGUCAGUGGGACCAUUGGAGAGGAUGAAGACCUCGUCAAGUGGAAAGCGCUGUUUGAGGAAGUCCCAGCUAUGUUCACCGAGGCAGGAAAAAAGGCAUGGGUUGAGAAACUGAAGGGAGUUUCUCUCAGCUCGGAUGCAUUCUUCCCUUUUAGGGAUAAUGUGGACAGAGCAAAACAGAGUGGAGUCCAGUUCAUUGCUGCCCCUGCUGGUUCAGCUGCUGACCAAGUUGUGAUUGAAGCCUGUGAUGAGUUGGGAAUUACUCUCAUUCAUACCAACCUCCGUCUGUUCCACCACUGAUGUUUUCCAGAGCAUUUGCAGACAUUCCUCUUUGCUUGUCUAUUUACUGUCUCCAGCAGUGAAAGCAUCUCUUCUUUCCCUUUUUAAAAAAAAACAAUCAGUCUUCAGAUGGCAUAUUUCUUUUUAAAAUCAGUAUACAAUGAACUAUAUAUUGGGAACUAGAAACAAAGUAGUUUAACCUGUAAAGAUUGUUUUGAAAAAUAAAUGCACAAAUCUAUUUGUUA